This is a messenger RNA of Plenodomus lingam JN3, 1578 nucleotides long. RefSeq lists its product as uncharacterized. The record is from RefSeq and is a predicted model, not a curated record. Lineage: Eukaryota; Fungi; Ascomycota; Dothideomycetes; Pleosporales; Leptosphaeriaceae.
AUGUUUUGUUCUCUUGUUCAAUGUACAAUUACAACAGGGAAAGCGUUCAUUAACCUGCCAGUAAGGCAGUUACUCUACCUUCAAGGAUCUUCAGCUGAUGAUGAAGUGCUCGAAUUGUGGCGUUCAUGCUCAGCCACACUACUGGUGGUGUUGGUGGUGGUGGCUGUUGCUGCUAAUCUUGCUCCGCCCCCUCGCUGCUGCCUUGACAGUCUUCCUCGCUGGCUCAUCACUCACAUCAUUCUUUGUAAAACAUCUCGAGAUUUAUUUUUAUUUUGGAAAAGCUUUGUUAAUACUGAAGCGAAGCGAAAGCAAGGCAACUUGCAACAUUCCAUCCCAAUUUCAUACCUGAUGGAUAUUGCGCUGCAGGCACAGACAAGGCCGGAUGCAAAUGGGAUUUCGUCGACCGCAUUCAGCGCCAGCAACCGUGCAAAACAUUAUGGAACGGACUCCUAUACAAGUGCAUACCAGUAUCGGCCACUCGAUCAGACGAAACAGCAGAUCCGACUUGUGAGAUUAUAUCGCAAUCCCUAUGCAGAUCUUGAUGACCUAUCCUCUUCGCUCAGCAAGAUUUCUUGCAGCAUGAAUAUUUUUAAUCUGGACGAUGCUCCUCCGUAUACUACACUCUCCUACACUUGGGGUAGCCCGCUAUCUGUCCGAACAAUUCGCAUGGAUGGGAAGCAGCUUGUAAUCAGGAAAAACCUUCACGACUUUUUGAUGGCUUUCUGUAACGAUCCGGCAAAUACCUGUUACCUUUGGAUUGACCAACUUUGCAUUGACCAGCAGUCGAACUCCGAGCGAAAUCAUCAGGUUCAAAUGAUGUCACUGGUCUACCGGCGAUGCACAUGUGUUAUAGUAUGGCUUGACCUGCUAUCAGCCGAAGUAACGAAGGCAUUUUCAUCCGCUCCCAGCGUGCCGUUAGCGAGGAUGUUACUGGACAACAAUUAUUUCAGUCGUCUCUGGGUCAUUCAGGAGAUACAACUAUCUCCAGAAGCUUGGUUAUACUGUGGCCACACCUGGAUACCAUGGAGAGCACUUGCAAGAAUUGUAAAUAGUGCUGAAUACCACCAAGGCCACCGAUUGUCAUUCAAAGAGUGGUUGUUCACAAAAAAAUUCCUCUUGCCUCUUUUGACAGUUAUCUCGAGAUACGGUGCGGCCCAAUGUCAAGAUCCCAGAGAUAAAGUGUAUGGAUUACUCGGUCUCGUUCAUGAAGACCAAAGACCAGUUGUAGAUUACAGCAAGACACUGCCAGGUAUAUUCACGGAUGUGAUGAAUAUCCAUCUGAAACAUCACCACUUUCCGGCGUCCGGAGAUUUCUGGCUCUCAGAACGUUUGCCCUAUUUAGACCUAGCCGGGGCGCUUGGCUUCUGCCACUGUCGAAAGCAGGCCAUGAAUGAACUGAUAGACCGAGUUUUUGUCGAAAUCGAAGAGCAAACAUCAGUCAAACUUUUUGGUCUACCCCUUGUCGGCUUUGAUGAGGUGAACUCGACAAUAUCGACUCCAGAUCGCUUUUGGUUAGAAGUGCGAGGGCAAAGAGAGUACUUCGAAUGCCACGAGUCUGAUGGUCCUUGUCGAGCAUGA